This is a messenger RNA of Vicia faba (fava bean), 591 nucleotides long. NCBI's taxonomy places the organism in Eukaryota, Viridiplantae, Streptophyta, Magnoliopsida, Fabales, Fabaceae. The record is from the annotation of a GenBank genome assembly.
AUGCCGCGGAGGAAGAGAGAGAGAAUCGGAAUCGGAAUUGGAAGUGAAGAAAGUGAAAGAGAUCUGAGGGAUGGAAGAAGAUUGAAAUUAGAAAAUGGAAGGUUUACAUUGAAAUAUUUUGAGAAUCAUUUUGGAUUACUUUCAAAAGGAUAUGAAGUUUGCAUUUCUAGUGCACAUGGAUUUGUUAAAAUUGAUCUUGUCAAGAGUACUUCCAAGUCAGUUUUUGGUGAUCAGCUGGACAUGGCAAAUUUUAACAUAAGUCGAGUAAAAUUUGAAAUUUUACAUUGGUUUAUUGUGAAAGUGUUGUAUAGGAAUCCUCGAAACUGGGGAAAAGUUGAUGAUCAGGAUCUUUAUCUCAUAUGGAUUCUUCUAAACAAAAUUUGCUUUAAUUGGUUCAAGUUUAUUCUUCAGAGAGUUAAGAACUUUAGGACUUCUUCAAAUAUAUCAUUAUUCUUUUCCUCUUUCAUUUGGAUCAUAUUGGAAUUGAAUGAUAUCACGUCCACUGAUGAAGAGUUAGUUAAAGUGCUAAAGCUUAUUGAUUCAACUACAAUCAGUUUGAUGCGAUGGUACAAGUAUAAAAACAAUGAGUGA